AUGUCAGCCAUCUAUUCUGAAGCCCAAGUUGCUGGGUUUCUCAAACAUCUUCAGGUCCCUCAAGAAUUCUACGUGGGCAAUGAGCCUAUUCUGGACCAUGCCUUUCUCAAAGUGCUGCAUCAGCACAUGAUCGCAACAGUCCCAUAUGAUAACUUGACGCUGCAUUACUCGUCGCAUCGCAAUAUCAUUCUCGAGCCUCAAGCUCUCUACCAAAAGAUCGUGGGGGAUGGGCGCGGAAGGGGGGGUUACUGCAUGGAGAGUAACCUCUUCUUCUGCUACAUGCUGAGAGCUCUUGGUUUCCAAGUAUAUCCCGUAGGCGUACGAGUUCGUCUGCGAAAGGACGGUGUUCCUCACGGUGAUUUCGUUGGCUGGCAAGAUAAAACCCAAUUCUGUCAUCAGUAUCGUUCACUAACUGUUCCUAGGGUUCACAUUGUCAAUAUUGUAACUCUACCUGAUAAUUCUCGCUGGGUUAUGGAUGCUUCAUUUGGCGGCGACGGCCCAACACAGCCCAUGCCCUUGAUCGAGGGCGCCGAGUGGGUUAACAUGGGGACACAAGAUGCUCGUCUUAUCAAGGACUUCAUUCCCGGCCAAACAGAGCUCACGUCCGGGCGUCGUCUCUGGAUCUACCAAUGCCGCAACUCCCGCGACCAGCCUUGGACCAGCUUCUAUGCUUUCAGUCACUCAGUUGAAUGGCUACCAGCCGAUUUCGAGAUUAGCAACUGCUACACAGGCACAAGCCCACGCAGUUUCCAGACAACGACGGUUUUGAUUGUCAAGUUCCUUCUAAGAGAGAGCAAAACGUCACCAACGGGCGAAGAAAUUUACGGGAAACGAAUGCUGGUUAAUGAUGUGGUUAAGGAGAACCCCGGAGGUAAGACAAGGGUUCUGAAAGAGUUGAAGACAGAGGAUGAGAGAGUGGAGGCGUUGAAGGAGUAUUUUGGCAUUGAUUUGACGACGGAAGAGAGAGAGGCUAUUAAGGGCUUCCAGACUGAGAUUAAGAGCGAGUAG
Messenger RNA from Fusarium fujikuroi IMI 58289, 1008 nucleotides. RefSeq names its product related to arylamine N-acetyltransferase. The record is from RefSeq and is a predicted model, not a curated record. Gene Ontology annotation, molecular function: acetyltransferase activity. Bases 1 to 1008 code for a protein of 335 amino acids. The transcript has a single exon. NCBI's taxonomy places the organism in Eukaryota, Fungi, Ascomycota, Sordariomycetes, Hypocreales, Nectriaceae.